This is a messenger RNA of Trametes versicolor FP-101664 SS1, 1662 nucleotides long. RefSeq lists its product as uncharacterized. Gene Ontology annotation, cellular component: Ino80 complex. The coding region runs from base 1 to 1662 and encodes 553 amino acids. The record is from RefSeq and is a predicted model, not a curated record. The transcript has 8 exons. Lineage: Eukaryota; Fungi; Basidiomycota; Agaricomycetes; Polyporales; Polyporaceae.
AUGCCGCCCUCGGGAUCGCAGUCCCACCACAGGAAGACGCUCGCCGUCAAACGCGUGGACGGCGAGCCACUCACCCGCGUCGACCUCCAAUAUGACAUGCUCUACCAUAUCUUCGCGGACAAGCACGCAGUCUUCUCCGACCCGUACACCACAAUACGCGGCGAUCCCGCCGGUACAAGGGUCACCUUCCGCGACCUCUACGUGAACGCCCUCAUCCACUCCCCUCGCUGCUCCAAGGCGUCUCGAGACAAAAUCAGAGAGUCACCCGAAUUUGGCAACGAGUUCGCCAUGAUCUCCCUUCUCUCGAACGUCGGCAGAAUUAACACUACCAUGGCCUUUUUUCCCGAGAUGAAGACCGCUCUCAGGACAUACCAUCCCGUGCCUGCUCUACAACGCACGAACGGCAACCUCCAGGACGCGCCUCGAAUCAAGAACAUAUUGAAGACGUGCUUUCUGCAAGAGGAGGCCCAAGGUACGGUAUCCACACCAGCAGAUGUCCUCGCGCGAUCUCGGACCGGAACCGUCCCGCCCACCAGCAUUGUCAAUCUCAUCUUCAUCUUCGCCAACCACGCGACGGCCAUUGCACGGACCCAUUUCGAGCCCAGAGCGACCGCGGACUUCCUAGACCUGUUCACACCCGUGCACAUAUCCUCGGAGUCUAGAGCUCGGGCGUUCCUAUGGCUCUGUUAUCACUACCACGAAGCGCCCUCCGACAACCCAUACGCCGACGGGCACGCUGGCGGCAAUGACGAGCGCGCCCCGCUGCUCAUAAAUUUGACGCCACAUGCCGCUGCAUACGAGAACGUUGACACUCCAGAGGAAAACCAACGUGGCUUGGACAUGACUGACAUCCGGCGGCGUUUUCUCGAGACGAAGGCUAGAGGCGAAGACUUCGGCACUCAUCAAGAACCGGAAUAUCCGCCCCAUCAGCGCUUCAUCGUCGGGGGACGCGGCAAAGGCAAGGGUAGGGCACCCGCAGAGACCCUCAAAACGAGGGAGACUUCUCCCGCGGACAGUCAAUAUUCUGUUCCGUACUCGCUUAACGUCAGAGAAGAAGACAUGCUAGAAGGUCCUGGGCGACCGCCAGCUCGCCGCCUCUCGUCCCCUGCUCUGGAGUACGUGCCUGGGCAUCGGGCGCCGACGCCCCCAUAUCGACAGCGUCCGUACCGCCUAAACUCCUCUGAGAUGGAUAUCCUCCCCCGUGUUGCUGCGGAUCCGUACCCUCGUCGGCCGCCGAGCCCAGGAAUCGACGCCUUGCAGCACAGUAACGGCAAGCCUACACGUAUCCACUCACGGAAGCCGCGUGAACACUCUUCUCGGCACACGCCCUUCCAAGUCCAAGAACCAUUACACCGGUCUUCUGGGCUUCCUUUAUACGGACGGCCGACGUAUUCCAUCCCGAGGUAUGACCCAGCGCCCCCCGAGUGCCUCAUCCCUGAACAACAGCGCUCCACAGAGGCUUGGCACGUAUCGAUGAACACGGACCCGUUGCUCGAUUCGGACGACGAGGCGUAUGCGGAUGAGAACACCAGGCUAGACUACGUCCUGCGGCUGCGUAUAAUCAGCCGUCUUCGCGGCAAGGACCCCACGCCGCCGCGGGAACUGGGGCCAUACAGCGUUAAUCCGCCCAAUCCGCCGUUCGUUGCUUACGGAGCGCGAUGA